AUGUCCUUAAAGGAUGAGGUGGGGAAUAUUAUUCAGAAUCCCAAAGACAUUAAAGACACAACCUUUAACUACUUCACCAAGAUAUAUAACACUGAACACCAUAGCUCAAUGCUGAACAAGAUCCACAUUACUGAUAGUGCUAAUGUACUGACUACCAGGGAGAAGGACACCAUUGACUCCACCCUUAGGCUCUUUGAGAUCAAGUGUGCCUUAUUCUCCUUCAAGGCUAUGAAGGCACCUGGGCCUAAUGGCCUUCACCCCUUCUUCUAUCAGAAGCCAAUUGGUUUGUGCAACACUAUGUAUAAGCUGAUCACUAAGAUCAUUGUCAAUAGAAUCAAACCAUUACUUCAAAACAUCAUUGGCCCUACUCAAGCCAGCUUUCUAGCCAAUAUAAGAGUUGUUGAUAAUGCCAUUAUGGUCCAAGAAUACAUUACUCACUUCCAAAAUAUGAAAGGUAAAAAUGCCAAUAUGAUCUUAAAGGUGGACUUAGAGAAGGCUUUUGAUAGAUUAGAAUGGUCUUUCAUUAGAGAAUCCCUUAUCUUCUUCAAGUUCCCCAUUAAACUUACCACCUUAAUCAUGUCCUGUCUCACUACAAGCUCCAUCUCCAUCCUUGUCAAUGGUACCCAGACUGAUUACUUCAAGCCGAGUAGAGACAUUAGGCAAUGGGACCCUAUGUCUUCCUAUUUGUUCAUCGUAUGCAUGAAAAGGCUUUCCAGAGAUAUAAACAAUGUUGUAACUGAUAAGGAUUGGUUCUCUAUCAGUAUCAGCAAGGGAGGGCUCUUCUACCUAUUCUUUGUUGAUGACCUCACUAUGUUUGCCAGAGCCAAUAGAAGAAACUGUGAGACAAUCUUAGCCAUCUUGGGUAAUUUCAAUGUUGUAUCUGGACAAAAGGCAGAGUGUGCCACAUCUUGUAGUGCCAUUUUAGGUAUCAAAGGUGAUAAAGACUUUGGCAAAUACCUUGGUUUCCCAUCUUCACCAGAAGGCCUAGGAAUAAUGACUUCCAAUUCAUCAUAG
Molecule: messenger RNA, 1014 nt
Organism: Nicotiana tabacum (common tobacco)
Lineage: Eukaryota; Viridiplantae; Streptophyta; Magnoliopsida; Solanales; Solanaceae
Source: RefSeq, a predicted model, not a curated record